ACCAAUGCGGUUUACCAGGUUAACCAGAAUUCCUUCACCGUAUCAUGGUCACCCCCAUCAAACCCGCCAUUCCAGCCGACUGGUUAUCUAGUACAAUAUAGAGUAGGUGGAGUGGAUGGAGGAGAUGUUACAGCAAGCGACGUAACAACCAUUACAUUCCAAGGCACUGCUCCUGAUGCUAACAGCGUCUUUGUUGCUACUUUGUUCACUGGUUCAAAAGAGCUUGGUGCUGAGGACGUCGCUUUGGCUGUUGAGACUCAGGCAACGGACUCAUCAUAUUAUCAGAUUCACUUGUUGAACUUCAUCACUUUAUCCUGGUCAGCCCCGCAGAACCCGACCGGAGUGUUCGGGUAUCUGGUGGGAUAUACGGUAGGCGGAUUGGCCAAUGGCGAGACCAUCUUAGACAAUACAGUGACAACGAUUACAUUUCAAGACAACAACUUACAGGGUAGAAGUGAUAUUGAUCCGAAUAGUGCAUUCGUUGCCCAUUUGGAUUUUAAUCAAGCUGAAAUUCCAAACACUCGGUCUGUGGCGUCUCUCCCCCCUCAGAAUUUGAUACCCCCUCCUCCUGUGCUUGCUACCAUACAACGGACAUCCGAUACGAGUUAUACUAUAUCCUGGUCUAGCCCGGGGAAUGUCGAUGGAUAUGUCAUCUCAUACGCCGAUGGUGCAGUAGUCAAUUCUCUAGAGCUACCAGCAGAUAGGACAUCCGAACAGGUCCAGAAUCUUCAACCCAAUACGGAUUACACAUUUAACUUGUACAGUCAACAGAAUGGUAUCAGAGCUCAAGCUACACUCACUGUACUACCCCCUGUGGUAACACCGCCAGACAACACUAUAUUCACCAUCGACGACCGUAGUGAGGAUUUCAUCAACAUUGUCUGGGACCAUGACCCUACACAAGGCAUUAUAUCAUAUCACCCGACUCUCCUUCUAAAUGAUGGUGUCACCCUAGUACAAGAUGGAGGACUUAUUGAUGCCCCAGCAGGAGCUGCGCCUCUUACACAUCGAUUCGCUGGACUGGACCCGGGAACCCAGUACACCGUUGAUAUUAACAUCGUGGCGAGUGCAAAUCCAACUACUGAAAUUGACUUUGCAAGUGAUUUGGCGUUUACACGACCUAAACCACCAAACAACGUACUCCUGUAUCCGCUCACCCCAACUACCAUCUUGUUCACAUGGGAACGUCCCCUUCCACCAAAUGACUUCUUUAUUGACUACUUGGUGUCUGCUUCCAAUGUGGAUCUGGGUUUUUCUGUACAGAAUGUCCUACCCCAAGGCGCUACCAGUAAUGCUAUUCGUGGUCUUCAACCAGCUACUAGCUAUGACUUGAGUGUUCUUACGAAUAUUGAACCUGUUACAAGCAACUUCCCUGGUUUCACCGUUGUGCCGCCAACUGCUGUUGCUGGUACUGUGAAUAUUGGGGCUGUUACAGCUCAAGAACUGGAGGUACUCUGGUCGACUGAUGGCAUCGCUGCCGACUCCUUCAGAGUUCUUCUGUUCAGUGAGGAUGGCUUACAGCAAUUUGAACAAAGUGUCCCUGCUGGAACCACAUCUGUGCUAUUUGAGAACUUGACACCGGACACCCCGUACAUUGCUGUUGUUGAAGCUAUUGUUAGAAAUGUACUGACGAAUACAGAUCAAGCUUCUGUUGUUGGAUCAGAUGAAGCAACAACCAAUAGCCUACCAGGUACUAGUAGCGUUACUGUGGACAGCACAACUGGAAAUUCAGCAACACUCUCAUGGACCUUUAACCAGGCAGCCACAGACUACGUAAUCUCUUACAUCAGUGCCGAUGGUUCUCAUACUGGUGCGUUUAACCCAGACGGGAACGGCAACACAGCUGUCGUUGUGCCUGGGCUUCAACCACAGACUACCUACACAUUCUCAGUGUUAGGAACAGACGGCACAAAUACAUUUAACGUCGGAUCAGCUGUAGGUACAACAGGUUUGGAUACGACGGUAACAUUGGAUUCAGUUACAGAGAACACGGUUACACUUUCCUGGACAGCGAUAGAUGGUAGUACUUUUUACCAGGUUUUAUAUAGGCCUACUGGCUCGACUCAACCGGAACAACAAAUGAUAGUUUCUAAUGGACCACAAAACACCCAAACCACACUAACUGGACUCACACCAGCUACAAUGUAUGAUGUUCGAGUUGUGGCUUUCUCGGGAAGUGGACCAUUGGAAGUUGGAAGCAUCACACCAACAACAGAUAUUCUGAAUGAGGUUAUGGUGGAUUCGGUAACACCAAACACGAUAGCUCUUCGCUGGACAAAUUUGCCGGACAACAUAAAUUAUGAGAUAAUCUACACUGCACCAGAUGGAACACAACGAAUGGUUUCGUCAGGCACCAGCCCCAACAUCAUCCUUACUGGACUUACUCCUGCCACUCUGUAUGACAUCUCAGUACGUUCAACAUCUAACGAAGGACAGCAAUCAGCCGUUGGUACCACUACAGCUACUACUGUUCCAACACAAGUUACAAUAACUGAAACAACUCCAAAUUCAAUCAGCGCAAGUUGGACAGAGAUAACAAAUGCCUUGACAUAUCGCAUAGACUUUGUCAGUGCUGAUGGCCUACACACUGGAUCUAUCAAUUCACCUGUACCCCCGGUAGUUAUCGAUAGUCUACAACCAGGUACAACGUACACAAUAACUGUUCUUGGUACUACAGUGGACGGACAGACCAUCCCAAUUGGUUCAGCUUCUGGUACAACAGGUAUUGGCACUUCAGUUAAUUUGGGCCCAGUUACAUCAAGCACAAUCGCCUUGAACUGGACCCCUAUCCCCGAUACCAAUACUUAUCAGGUAACUUACACUGGACCAGAUGGGCAAGUGCAGCAGGUUUUGUCGACCAACCCUGAAACCAUCCUUACUGGACUAAAUCCUGUAUCUCAGUAUGACAUCACAGUGAGGGCUAUUACUAACAGUGGACAACUGGUAGAUGUUGGCACUACAACUGCCACUACAGGUAUUGACUCUUCACUUACUGUGGGUGCUGUUACACCAAACACCGUAGACAUCAGCUGGACACCUGUCCCUGGUACCAAUAUCUAUCAGAUAAUAUACACUGGACCAGACGGGCAACAGCAACAGGGGCAGGUUCUUCAUCCCGCCACUGAUUUCACCCUUACUGGACUUACUCCUGCAUCUCAGUAUGACAUCACUGUAAGGGCAUUUAACACUGAUACUGGACAACAGACAGAUAUUGGCACUGCUACUGCAACUACAGGUUUGGAUACGAUAGUAACAUUGGAUUCAGUUACAGACAACACGGUUACACUUUCCUGGACGGCAAUAGAUGGUAGUACUUUCUACCAAGUUUUAUAUAGGCCUACUGGCACGACUCAACCGGAACAACAAAUAUUAGUUCCUAAUGGACCACAAAACAGCCAAACCACACUAACUGGACUCACACCAGCUACAACGUAUGAUAUUCGAGUUGUGGCGUUCCCGGGAGGUGGACCAUUGGAAGUUGGAAGCAUCACGCCAACAACAGGUAUUCUGAAUGAGGUUAUUGUGGAUUCGGUAACACCAAACACGAUAGCUCUCCGCUGGACAAAUUUGCCAGACAACAUAAAUUAUGAGAUAACCUACACUGCACCAGAUGGAACACAACAAAUGGUUUCCUCAGGCACUAGCCCCAACAUCAUCCUUACUGGACUUAGUCCUGCCACUCUGUAUGACAUCUCAGUACGUUCAACAUCUAACCAAGGACAGCAAUCAGCCAUUGGUACCACUACCGCUACCACAGUUCCAACACAAGUUACAAUAACUGAAACAACUCCCAAUUCAAUCAGUGCAAGUUGGACAGAGAUAACAAAUGCCUUGACAUACCGCAUAGACUUUGUCAGUGCUGAUGGCCAACACACUGGAUCUAUCAAUUCACCUGUACCCCCGGCAAUUAUUAAUAGUCUACAACCAGGUACAACGUACACAAUAACUGUUCUUGGUACUACAGUGGACGGACAGACCAUUCCAAUUGGUUCAGCUUCUGCUACAACAGGUAUUGGCACUUCAGUUAAUUUGGGCCCCGUUACAUCAAGCACAAUCGCCCUGGACUGGACCCCUAUCCCCGAUACCAAUACUUAUCAGGUAAUUUACACUGGACCAGAUGGGCAAGCGCUGCAGGAUUUUCCGACCACCCCUGACACCAUCCUUACUGGACUAAAUCCUGUAUCUCAGUAUGACAUCACAGUGAGGGCUAUUACUAAUGGUGGACAACUGGUAGAUGUUGGCACUACAACUGCCACUACAGGUAUUGACACUUCAGUUACUGUGGGUGCUGUUACACCAAACACCAUAGACAUCACCUGGACACCUGUCCCUGGUACCAAUAUCUAUCAGAUAAUAUAUACUGGACCAGACGGGCAACAGCAACUGGGGCAGGUUUUUCAUCCCACCACUGAUUUCACCCUUACUGGUCUUACUCCUGCAUCUCAGUAUGACAUCACUGUAAGGGCAUUUAACACUGAUACUGGACAACAGACAGAUAUUGGCACUGCGACUGCAACUACAGACACACUGCUGAAUCUGGUUGCCAGUGCUCAAAACAUCCAAACGACAAGCUUCGACAUCAUGUGGGAAGACAGACCCGAAUUCACCUACACUAGCUACAUUGCGACAGUCAGUGAAGUAGGUGGUACCUUUUCAGUACAACUUCCAGCCACGGCAAAUCGUGAUGGUAGAGAUAUAGUAGUCAAUGCUGUGGGCCUUACACCCGGCACAGAAUAUGAUGUCAACAUUCAAGGUGUGACCAGUACUGGAGUGCGUGAGGAUCAAGUCAAUUUCAACGUUUUCACAAGACCAAAUCCGCCUAUCGAUGGUCGCUUCACCGAGAUAAAUGGAAUGACAGUACUACUUGAGUGGAAUCCACCUGCUGAUGGGAGAAUAGAUGGGUAUGUAGUGAUACAUGGUGCAGAAACCCAGGAUCCAACUACUUUGACCCAGGCUAUUAUCCCAGUUGGUCAGACGGCAUACGCCAUCUCAGGACUCAGUCCUAUCAUACCCUCUACCAUAGGACUGGUAUCAUAUCGGAAUUCAACUGAUACAUUUAGUGAUUUUGCCGAGCUACUUCAGCAACAAAAUUCUAACUUGGAAAUAAAUAGAGGUGAUAACCAAUGCGCAAGUAGACCAUGUAGGAAUGAUGGACAGUGUUUUGGUGUGUCAGGAGGCAGUUUCAGAUGUGAAUGCAUCAAUGGUUUCAGCGGUACUACCUGCGAAGUAAACACGGAUGAAUGUAGCAGCACACCUUGUCUAAAUGGAGGGACCUGUACUGAUCUCCAAAAUGGUUAUAUCUGUCGUUGCCUUGCUGGAAUAACUGGCACAAACUGUGAGAUAAGACCCCAGCCUUGCGCCAACAAUCCUUGUUUAAAUGGUGCGACCUGUGUGGAAGUAUUGACAACCUUUACAUGCUCUUGUCUUGCUGGCUUUACUGGCACGUUGUGUGAAACAGAUAUCGAUGACUGCGCACCAAUCAACCCCUGUCUCAAUGGUGGCUUUUGUGUAGAUGCAGUCAACAGUUUCAUGUGUAUAUGCCAAACUGGUUUCUCGGGCACUAACUGUGAAAUAGAUAUAGAUGAGUGCAAUCCUGAUCCAUGUCAGAACGGUGUGUGUAUUACAAUUGGACCGGGAUCCCCAUCCACAUGCAUUUGUAAUCAAGGCUUCACCGGGCAGAAUUGUGAGACUGAAAUUAAUGAAUGUAAUUCGUUGCCCUGUGUAAAUGGCGGUACCUGUGUAGAUGCUCUUUCAAGCUAUGUGUGCAGAUGUUUACUUGGUUUCACCGGAGUAAACUGCGAAUCUCAAACUGAUGAGUGUUCCAGUCAACCUUGUAACAAUGGAGGAACUUGCUUGGAUGGUGUAAACUCGUACGAGUGUAGAUGUCCAAUGGCCUUUGGUGGGAUAAACUGUGAAACAGAUAUCAAUGAAUGCUCAUCGGGACCAUGCAUUAACGGUGCCACAUGCUUUAAUCAGUUGGGGUUCUUCCGAUGUCAGUGUCCUGCAGGGUACGAGGGACCAACAUGCGCUACGGACAUCAAUGAAUGUGCAAGUAACCCCUGUGAGAAUGGCGGAACAUGUCGGGACUUCCCAGGGAUAUACAUUUGUAACUGUGUCCAAGGUUUCUCUGGUAUACGCUGUGAAAUAAACAAUGAUGAUUGUCGAAAUAACCCUUGCCUGAAUGGAGCUACUUGCAUAGAUGGAGCGCAGUCUUUCACCUGCAUUUGCCCAUCAGGUUUUUCCGGAACGACGUGUGCUAUGCAAUUGGACGCAUGUAACCCACCACCUUGUCAGAAUGGAGGAACGUGUACCAAUCUUUUCCCGUCAUUCCAGUGUGUUUGUCCCGCUGGCUUCACUGGAACAAACUGUGAAACAAAUAUCAACGAAUGUUCUAGCUUUCCCUGUGCAAAUGGAGGAACUUGUAAUGAUGGUAUCAAUCAGUAUACGUGUUCAUGUACUGCUUCUUUCCAGGGUCCUAGAUGCCAAAUAGGAAGGAACAUCCCACUCACUUACACCCCAACGCCCACGACACUUACUUUUGAUUGGCCAGCACAACCUGGAGUCGUUCAAUACAGGAUAUCUCUCCAAAAUCUAGAUGGGAGCCCAGCUGCACCUCCCCAAACAGUUUUCCAGACAUCUGCAACAUUCUCCGGCCUUGACCCCACCACAACGUACUUAGUUUCUCUGGAAACAACUGCAGACGGUGUAGACUACAAUCUCAGUCGAGAUUUUGGUACAACAGAUACACCACCAUGUGAUGUCGCACGUUGUUUCUUUGGAGGGACGUGUCGGGAAGAUAGCACAGCAGCACGUGGUUAUACCUGUGAUUGUACAACUGGGUACACUGGUGACAACUGUGAACAAAAUAUCAAUGAGUGCUUAGUGACUGUUAACCUAUGUGGGACUGGGAGAUGCUUUGACACCUUUGGCUCUUUUAUGUGUAUAUGUGACCCGGGCUUCCAAGGCACACAAUGUGAACAGGAUAUUAAUGAGUGCCUAAGCAAUCCUUGUCAGAAUGGAGGUAUUUGUGAUGAUGAACCCAAUCGAUAUGUAUGUCGAUGUCCGCCAGGAUUUACUGGGAUUAAUUGUCAAACUCCGAUAGAUAACUGUGCAAGUGGUCCCUGCAACAAUGGAGGCUCAUGCAUCAAUGCAUUUACUUCAUUCUUCUGUGCUUGUCCUCCCGGAUAUACUGACUCACGAUGUGAAACAAACAUUAAUGAGUGCUUAAGCCAACCAUGUCUGAAUGGUGGAACCUGUAUUGAUGGAAUUGCUAGCUUCACUUGCUCUUGUGCACAAGGUUUUGAAGGAACUAACUGUGAAAACAGAAUAAGUACUUGCCUAAGCUUUCCUUGUGUGAAUGGUGGAACGUGUACGGAUGUUGCUACGGGGUAUUUCUGUUCGUGUAUCCCUGGAUUUACAGGAACUAACUGUGAAAUUGAUAUCGACGAGUGUGCUGGAAAUCCAUGCUUGAACGGAGGGAUAUGCUUUAACCUACUCAAUCAGUUUACCUGUACUUGCCAAGGUCUAUUCACUGGCCUACGAUGUGAAACCCAGGUGGAUACUUGCAUAAGUUUUCCCUGUGAGAAUGGAGGGAACUGUAUCAACAUCGUGAAUGGAUUUUUAUGCAGCUGUCUUCCAGGCUUUACUGGUGUAAGAUGUGAAAAUGAUAUCGAUGAGUGCAGUAGCAAUCCUUGUUUUAAUCAAGGUACUUGUAUCAAUCAAGUUAGCCGAUUUUUGUGCCAGUGCCCAGAUGGAUACGAUGGAACACGAUGUGAAAAUAAUAUCAAUGAGUGUUUGUCAAAUCCCUGUUUUAAUGGGGGAACAUGCUUGGACCAAGUUGCUAGCUACAGGUGUAUAUGUACAGUAGCAUUUACUGGGACUCGAUGCACACAAAAUACAAAUGAAUGUGUUUCCUCACCUUGUCAGAAUGGAGGUACCUGUAUUGAUCAGGUCAAUGGUUAUAGAUGUGAAUGUCCCACCGGGUUGACUGGAAUUAUCUGUGAAACUGAUAUAAAUGAUUGCCUCAACAAUCCCUGUCUAAAUGGAGGAUCAUGCCAAGAUCUUCCUGGUACAUUCUCCUGUACAUGUGCUCUUGGAUAUACAGGUUUCAACUGCCAAACAAAUAUCCUUGAGUGCAACAGCAAUCCAUGUGUGAAUGGUGCUACAUGUGUGGAUGGUAUAAAUCGAUUUUCUUGCACUUGUGCGGCUGGAUUUAUAGGAGCUACUUGCGCUGAACGAAUUGAUUUUUGUUUGGGUUCACCUUGUUCUGUGAGGGCAUCCUGUAUCUCUGUGGGAGCAUCAUUCUUGUGUCUGUGCCCUCCUGGAUUUACCGGACCCACCUGUGAUAUUGACAUUAAUGAAUGCCUCAACAAUCCUUGUCUGAAUGGGGGAACCUGUGUGGACGGAAUCAACUCCUUCACCUGCAAUUGCCCUCCAGGAUUCAAUGGCCAGUUUUGUCAGACAAAUAUCGAUGAAUGUGCCAGUUUCCCAUGCCAGAACGGCGGUGUCUGUACCGAUUUGAUCAACGGAUUCAGAUGUCAGUGCUCUGCUUUCUUCCAAGGCAUCGUGUGCACGAUACCCCUUGUGAUUCAAAUGACUGACACAAGCACGGUCCCAAGGACCCUGCGUGUUGAGUUUGACCCGAUCAACAGCGAACCGAAUGCCGUAUAUGAUGUCAUCGUGACGGCACCAGACGGGACCAUCGUUGACAUGCGUUCAUUCACCGACGCUGAUGUGGACAGCGACGGACGGGUGAGGGCAGAUAUCCCUGGACUUGAUCCUGACCUCACCUACACGGUGGAUCUGCAGGUCCGAACACCGGAAGGGACAUUCACUCUUGAUACCAUGAUGAGUAGUCCACCAGGUGCUUGCGAUUCGGGACCAUGCUUCAAUGGAGGGAUCUGUACAGAAGCUCCUGGAACUGCUUUGGGCUAUACAUGUACCUGUCUUCCAAGUUUCCAACAGCCAAAUUGCUUGAUUCAAAUAAACCCAUGUGACAGCAAUCCAUGUCAAAAUGGAGGUACUUGCCUGAAUUCCGGAUCAUCAUUUAUUUGUGCAUGUGCAGCUGCGUGGCAAGGAAGCAUCUGUACUUACCCUCGGUCGAUACCAAUAAAUUUCAACACACCAAAUCCCAACACCCUAAUCAUUAGCUACAACCAGCCCCCAGGCCAGUACAGCUCAUAUGAUGUGACGUUGCUAGACAUUGUGGGACAACCGGUCCAGACCGGUGUAAUCAGCCCCGCCCAGAUACAGCCAGACGGUACUUUCCGCUACACCUUCAAUGGAGUACAGCCCAACACUGCCUACCAGGUGCAAGUGACUGGUCGCACUGCAGAGGGACCUCUUGAUAUUGGUCGUGCCAACACACAGACGCCAAAUGUGUGUGACAUUUCACCCUGUCUAAAUGGAGGAUUGUGCCAAAAUAAUCAAGCAGUAUCAUCAGGUUAUACAUGCAACUGUCUUCCCGGCUACACUGGAAUUAAUUGUCAAACAGAUAUCAACGAGUGUUUGAGUAACCCUUGUACAAAUGGAGGCACAUGUCAACAGCCUUUCAUCAACGCAUUCCGAUGUGCUUGUCUUCCUCAAUUUACUGGAACCACUUGUCAGAUUCCACUGAAUGUUGUUGUACGCACCGGCACAGUCACCCCGACCUCGGCCACAAUCGUAUUCACCCAGCUACCAAGCGGGUCUGCCCAAUACACCCUAGAAGUUGAUGAUUUGCAGGGAAACCUUGUCCAAAAUGUCCCUGUCAAUCCUAACCAAGCUUCAAAUGGACAGUUUACUGUCCCGGUCAAUAACCUUCAGCCCGGCUCGGGAUACAUCGUAUUCGUGCAAGGAACUAUCAGUGGACAGACAUUCCAACUGGGCUCUACACCAGUGAACACCCCUUCUUUGUGUACCCCAACUACAUGUUUGAAUGGAGGAACUUGUGUGGAUACUGGAAUAUCAUUUUUCUGUGUUUGUCAGCCUGGUUUUGAUCCAAAUACUAACUGCCAAGAUAUUAAUGAAUGUUUGAGCCAGCCUUGUCAGAAUGGGGGAACGUGUAACAAUGGACAGAACCGGUAUGAUUGCGCAUGCCCCAUUUUCUUAUCCGGUGUAAACUGUCAAAAUAACCAAUGCACGUUGCGUCCAAAUAUAUGUCAGAAUGGAGGGACUUGUGUACCAUCUACACAGCAGCCUGGAUUUAAUUGCCUUUGUCGAAACGGUUUUCAAGGAGACUUUUGUGAAAGUCAAACACCAAGUUGCAACCCUAGUCCUUGUCAAAAUGGAGGUACAUGUAUUGUUGGUACCAUAGGUAUCACAUGCAAUUGUUUGCAAGGCUACAUUGGGGAAUUCUGCCAGACAAUCGUCAACCAGUGUCUGAAUUUGCCAUGCAGAAAUGGAGGAAUUUGUGUUAGUCGAGUCAAUGGAUAUGUUUGUAAUUGUAUCCCUGGUUAUGUUGGUACCAACUGUGAAACAAAUAACAACGAAUGCGUCAGCAAUCCUUGUCUGAAUGGUGGUACCUGCAUCGACGGUGUCAAUCGCUUUGACUGCAUAUGUCCUCCAAAUUCAAAUGCAAACAUCUUCUGUGAAAGACCUCCAUCUGCUUGUGAUUCGGGACCUUGUUUGAAUGGAGGGACUUGCCAGAACACAGUAAAUGGCUUCUUCUGCUUCUGCCCAACCAACUUUCUUGGUAUUCAGUGUGAAACUUUAAACAGCCCUUGUAAUCCAUCCCCUUGUCUUAAUGGAGGAACCUGCACACCAACGGGAUCUACAUUCACCUGCCGGUGUUUUUCUACUUUCACUGGGACUCUCUGUGGACAAGCUAAUAAUGUCUGUGGUUUGAACUGUCAGAAUGGUGGGACUUGUUUGAGUGUUCCAGGAAUUCUGAUGUGCCUUUGUCCUACCAACUGGAUAGGAAAUCUUUGCACUAUUCCAAGGGUAAUUCCAGCUGGACCAGGUGUGGUUACGUCAAAUUCCUUUGAAAUAGUAUUUAGUUCCAUUGGUCCAAAUACCGAGGCCACUGCACAUCGUCUUCUCUUACUUGAUGGAACUGAUGUCGUGCAGUCAACGACCCUACCAACCGCUCCACCGCGCAAUACCGAGAUAAGCUAUGUGUUCUCAAAUCUUAAUCCAGGAGCGAUGUACACAGUCAUCAUUGCUGCUGACACGGCAGAGGAGAGCUUUGAAUUAGUCCGUGUUCCAUUCACUACAGAUGCUGAGGAUGGUUGUGUCAGCCAGCCUUGCCAGAACCUGGCUACCUGCUCACCUAACUCUGCCACGCCUCUUGGGUAUAUGUGCUUCUGUGCACCUGGAUUUACUGGAACCACAUGUUCAAUAAAUAUCAAUGAGUGUGCUUCUGGGCCUUGUUUCAAUGGGGGAAAUUGUAUAGAUGCAGUCAAUGGAUACUCGUGUCUGUGCGUAGUGGGUUACACGGGUAUUCGCUGUGAAACUGUUCUUGAUUCAUGCACCAGCUCUCCUUGCCUCAAUGGUGGUAACUGCGUUAGCCAGGUUAAUGCAUUUUUCUGUAAUUGUCAACCAAACUUUAGGGGCGUACGUUGUGAAUCAUUCAACCCACCAUGUACAUCAAACCCAUGCUUAAAUGGUGGCACGUGCAGCAACAAUCAGAACAAUGACAACUACGUCUGUAUUUGCCCGCAAAACUUCAACGGUGUGAAUUGUGAGAACCCCAUAGAUGGGGUGGAGUGUGCCAGUAAUCCCUGCAGGAAUGGAGGUACCUGCAACGAGGGCUUCCGUAGCUUUACUUGUACUUGCCCUUCCGCAUGGACCGGGAUAUUUUGUUCUGCAGACGUCAAUGAAUGCCAGAACCAACCAUGUUUCAAUGGUGGGACGUGCACUAAUCUCCAAGGGUCAUAUCGCUGUAAUUGUCCCCUUGGAUUCGGUGGAGUUAAUUGUGAAGUGAAUAUCAACGAAUGCACCUCAAAUCCUUGUGUGAACGGAGGUACUUGCAAUGAUGGAAUCAAUCUUUACACCUGUGUUUGUCUUCUAGGUUUCUCAGGACAACGGUGUGAGAUUACUCAGAAUGCUUGUUCCAGUUCUCCUUGCCUAAACGGAGGUACAUGCAACAGCAAUAAUGGCUUCUUCACAUGUAGUUGUGUCAGUGGAUUUGUUGGAAUUAGGUGCCAAACAAACAGCAACAACUGUGUGCAGAACCCUUGUCAGAAUGGUGGCACAUGUGUGGAUGGAGUGAACACGUUCUCGUGCACGUGUCUGGCAGGGUUCUCUGGUAAUCUCUGCCAGAUUUCGAAUUUCUGUGCCAACAACCCCUGCUUUAAUGGCGGAACCUGCCAAACCUUAUCCACAACUUAUCAGUGUCAGUGUGCCAAUGGAUUUACAGGUCAACAGUGUCAAAUUAAUAUCCCGGAAUGUUCAAGUGGACCUUGUCAAAAUGGAGGAACGUGCAUUGAUGGGGUGAAUUCUUUCAUCUGUCAGUGUCCUGUUGGUUACGGGGGAAUAUUUUGUCAGUUGUCAUCAUCACCAUGCCAGAGUAAUCCAUGUCAAAACGGUGCUUGCCUUACGCAGCAACAAGGGUACAUUUGCCAGUGCAAUCAGGGAUUCACUGGGGUAUUCUGUCAGACUAACAUUGAUGAAUGCCAGAGCUCACCUUGUCUGAAUGGAGCCACGUGCCUGGAUGGUCUAGCCCGAUACACGUGUCAAUGUCGCUUGGGUUUCACGGGGAUCCGAUGUGAAAUCAACGUAGAUGAGUGUGCGUCACAGCCUUGUGCCAAUGGUGGCACUUGCAUUGACAAUGUGAAUAGCUAUAUCUGCAAUUGUCCACAAGGUUUCACAGGGGCCAAUUGCUUUGAACGUAACGACCUGUGCUCACCAUCCCCCUGUGUGAAUGGGGACUGCCUUAGCGGAUCAGGGACUUUCGCAUGUCGUUGCUUUAAUGGUUAUACUGGGUCCCGUUGUGAGAUAAACCCCAAUGAUUGUGCACCCAAUCCUUGCCAGAAUGGAGGGACCUGCACUGACGGUCUAAAUAGAUUCUUCUGCAACUGCUUGCCAGGAUUCUUUGGAUCUAUGUGUGAGAUCGUUCAAGACCCCAAUCAGUGUCUUUCAAAUCCUUGUCUGAAUUCUGGUAGCUGUAUUGAUGGAAACAACCGCUUUACCUGUAUGUGCUUGUCAGGGUAUACUGGAACUCGUUGUGAAACCAAUUUCAAUGAAUGUGGCAGCAAUCCUUGCUUAAACCAAGGACAGUGUCUUGAUCAAAUCAACGCUUUCCUGUGCAACUGUCCCGCAAACUUCAUUGGAACUCGAUGUGAAACUCCACUAGUACCUGAUGCAUGUAUCUCUAACCCAUGCCAGAAUGCAGGAACCUGCACAAGAAUCAAUAACGGAUAUCAGUGUCUCUGCCAACCAGGAUUCCAAGGCGCUAAUUGUCAAAUAAAUAUCAAUGAGUGUGCUUCGAACCCUUGUCUGAAUGGAGGCACCUGUCUUGAUAGAGUGAAUAGAUUCACGUGCACCUGUACCCAGUUCUACACUGGACAGACCUGUGCAUUUGCUAUUGUCAACCCCUGCACGACUGCACCAUGCUUGAAUGGUGGUACAUGCAGCAUCAACCCCGCCAAUCCAAGUAGUUUCCUGUGUACCUGUCAGUUUGGAUAUAGUGGAAACCAAUGUCAAUUCGAUGGUAAUCAAUGUUUGUCAAACCCAUGUUCUAACGGUGGUGUGUGCAUCGAUGGUAACGGCCGAUUUGCCUGUAAUUGUGCUCCUGGAUUUAGUGGUGACACUUGCCAAAUCAACAACAAUGAGUGUAUUAGCAGUCCUUGUCUCAACGGAGGUACAUGUAAUGACUUAAGCAAUGCAUAUAGCUGUACUUGUCAACCUAACUUCAAUGGCGUAAGAUGUGAAACUCCUAUACAAGUGGCCAAUCCCUGCAUGUCAUCACCCUGCAUGAAUGGAGGUACCUGUGUAAGGACUGGUGAUUCUACCUAUGUGUGUAACUGCCGCACUGGAUUUAUUGGAGUAAGAUGUAGCCAGCCGAUCGAUACUACAACUUGUGCCGAUUCACCUUGUCAGAAUGGAGCUACCUGUUUACCAACUCAGAAUGGAGCUAGUUAUUUCUGUGUCUGCUACUCUGGGACAUCAGGGAAUAAUUGUGAAGUUGGGCAGACGGCAUGCUUCCCCCAGCCUUGUCAGAAUGGUGGUACAUGUGUAUCCAUGACCAGUGGUCAGAAUGGCUUCUUCUGUAUGUGCCCACCUGGACUUGGCUUGACUGACAUCACAUGUGCAGGUGUAGGUGCAAACCCUUGUUCAUCAAACCCAUGUUUAAAUGGAGGAAUAUGCUCAUCGGUAUUUACGACAUCAGGAACUAUCAGCGGAUAUGAAUGCAAUUGCCAGGCAGGCUAUACAGGAGUACGAUGCCAGACUUUAAUAACUCCUCCAGUUUCACCUUGUCAGAACAAUCCCUGCCAGAAUGGAGGAACAUGCACCAAUAACGGAUUAUCCUUCUUCUGCACUUGUCGAAUUGGGUUUACCGGCACAACAUGCCAAACAUCUGUUCCUUGCAACUCAAACCCUUGCCUAAAUGGAGGUAAUUGCCAGGUAUCCACCAAUGCCUACGUGUGUAAUUGUCUACCUGGCUUUGCUGGAACCAGAUGCGAGCAGAGUAACGUAUCACCGUGUCAGUCUAACCCUUGUUUCAAUGGUGGAACAUGUAAUGUGGAAGGUAACAUCUAUAGGUGUUCUUGCAUUGAUGGUUUCACUGGACUUCGGUGUCAGACACCUCCAUUACCUUGUUUUUCCAAUCCAUGUUUGUUUGGUGGAAGCUGCAGCAACACUGGAAACACAUUCUUCUGUGCGUGUUUAGCUGGUUACUCUGGAAACAGAUGCCAGACUCCACCAUCACCUUGCUCAUCCAGCCCAUGUUUUAACGGAGGAGUGUGCUCCUCAUCUGGAGGGAUAUUCUCCUGCUCGUGCCCAUCAGCAUAUACCGGUACCAGAUGUGAGAUAUUGGUCGCUACCAGCCCUUGUCAGUCCAAUCCUUGCGAAAAUGGAGGUACUUGUGCACAACAACCAACUGGUGGUUUUAUAUGUUUAUGCCAACCUGGAUUCGGAGGCACCAGAUGCACAACAGUGGUUCCAUCUCCAUGCCAGCCUACAAACCCUUGUCGCAAUGGAGGUACCUGCUCCUCCAUUGGUAAUGUGUUUUUUUGCACAUGUCUGCCUACAUAUACCGGAUCUACCUGCCAGACACCAACUGCUACAGAUUGUACUUUCGUAUGUGCUAACGGAGGGGUGUGUGUGUUGGAUGUUCUUCAUCGUGUGAAUGUCUGUCAAUGUCCCCAAGAGUUUGAUGGAAACCAGUGCCUCUCAAGAACGACAUGUUCCAGGAACUAUACUUUAGCCCAGGGACAGCAGGUGGCAGUGACAAGCCCUAAUUAUCCCAACCCCUAUCCUAACUCGGUUCGCUGUGAGAUCUACUUCCAAGCAUCAGAUCCAAACAGGCGCCUACGCGUGACUGUCAAUGAGUUCGAUACCGAGUGUGAGCAUGACUAUGUUACGGCUGGAAAUGGUGGAAAUCUGAAUGAUCAGACCUCCAUUCUGAUGAGACUGUCUGGCGAUGAACAGGUCCCGCCUUUUGUCAUCGACAGCAACCAGGGAUGGCUCCUAUUUGAAAGUGAUCUAUGGGUCACCAAUCCAGGAUUCGCACUCACGGUCCAAGAUGUGGAUACCACAGAAUUCAUGGCUGAUUGUCCACCCGACUUCUGCCGAAAUGGAGGUACGUGUGUGGUAGUAGUUGAUCAACCCCAGGUCCUCGGAUGUCUGUGCCUGGAUGGCUUCACUGGAGAUAACUGCAUUGAUGAUACGAACGAGUGUGCCAGCAACCCCUGUUUCAAUGGAGGAAGAUGUAAUGACCUUCUUAACGCAUACUCAUGCACAUGUAUUUCAGGCACGUUUGGCCCCAGAUGCCAAACAAUAACAACUCAGUGCACCAGCCUUGACUGCAGGAACGGAGGAACCUGUGUGAUGUCGCAGUUAGGCUUGGCAAGCUGCAAUUGUGUUGCUGGAUAUGAAGGAAACCUGUGUCAAACCAAUAUUAAUGAAUGUGAGAGCAACCCCUGUCUCAACAGUGGUAUGUGCACAGACCAAGUUGAUGGAUUCUUCUGCAGCUGUCGCGAUCCAUACUCUGGAAUACUUUGCGAAACAAACAAUGCUAAUGUUGCUCGCUCCUCUGCCCGGGAUGGCAUGAACUUGAGUUUACCUGAGCUGGCAUCAACAAAUCUAUCAGCAUCGUGGAUAGCUGUCAUCGUUGUCCUCUUCAUCAUCAUCAUUGUUAUGGGGAUGUACAUUGGAUAUAGAUACUAUCAAGGAAGGCGUCAACGGCUUGAAGAUGGAGAGCAGCUUCUUGAGGAGUAUUCAAACAGAGCUCUGGAUCCGGUCCCUCCUACUGAAAUGGGAGCUUAUGAACUCGUUCACCUACCAGGAGGAGCAAGAUCUGGGAGUGUCUCUGCAAUGAAUGCGAACCAGUCACCGUGGCCCCAGAGUGCUGCCAACAUCUAAUGGCCAUCAUAUGAUGAGCUGAGAACCUCAAAUAUACAUGAACUAUACUAUAUGAGAUAUUUAGUAAUUGAUAUAUGAUACACAUUUAAGAAUACUGUCAUUUUACUCAGACACUUGUUCCAGUGCAAUAAUAGUUUGUAUGUCUGUGUAUCAGUUUUGGGAUAUAUAAUCUUAAGUGUCUCUGAUUUCAGCAGCAUCUUUCUUCUUGGGAAAAAAUGAUUAUGUCACAGAUAAUUGCUGUUUGAUGCUGUUCAUGUUUUCAUGUUUUCAUGUUUUCAUGUUUUCAUAUUAUAUAAUAAUUAAUAUUUGAACAUACUUAUAAUACUCACACUUAUAAUACUCACACUUCCUUGUUACAAUUUGGUUAUUGUUUGUACUUCUCUAAGUCGGGGUAAUGUAAUCUUACUUAUGAUUUACACAGUGUGCUUAUUUUAGGGAAAUGGUCAUGGGAUAAACUUGAUAAUCGUUUACAUAAUCCUAUCAGUGUACUUUCCUAGUACAAUCUUCUUUACAAAAUGAAUAUGUGGAGAUAAUGUUUUUAGAAUGAAGAAAUGUAAUCACUCUCGAUUAGAUUUGAGCUGGAAAAUUUGCUUAACAUAGGCCUUCAAGCCAAAUCAAUUAUGACAUUUUGUACCUAUUCAUGUUAGAGGCCAGAGAUUAUCUAUUCUAUUGGAUCACACAUUUUUUUUUAGAUUACGGUAUGUUAUUUUUUCUAAAAAUAAUAGGCCUAUAUCUGAAAGAGAAAAGCAAUUUUCAAAAUGGUUACCAGAAUUCUCUGUGUAGUUGGCAAAAAUUGAUUAAUUUAUAGUUUAUUUGCUUUCCAAAAUAUUGACCAAUGUUCUCAUUGGGUUGUUUGAAGCUCUAAAAAUGCUUUACAAUGCGUCAUUCACUUUAAACACCAUUUCCGAUGCACUUUUUAUUCAGAUUAGUUUACCCAGCAUUACUACAUUGAAUAUCUUAAUCCUUAAAAUGCAGCUCAUAUAUCAUGCAUUGCUCCCUAGUAGAAAAAAUUUAAUAUAAUGAAGAACGUUGAAUAUAACAAUCUAAAAUAUGAUAUUUGUCUAUCAUGCAUACCUAGUUGUAGUGUUCAAACAAUAUGUUCCAGUAAUCUUUACUGUCAGUAAGAAAUUCUUUAUUUCUAGAAUGUCAUGUUUCAAUUUUAAUAUUUCAUUGCUAAUGAAAAACACAAAAAGUCUUAAUUUCAUUAGAUUAUGACAUUUAGCGGCUAGACUUGGGCAUACAUACAUAAUUUAGUAUUUCAUUAUCUCUCUCAUAUAGUUGAUAUUUUGUAUCCAUAAUAUAUCAUCAUUCAAUUCAUUUUCAAAAAGACAUGACAUAAUAUAAAGAUAAGUUGUAGAUUUAUGUCCGUCGUCCAACCUAUAAAUCUACAUGAACAUAUCUCCAUGCUAAAAUUUGAGUUGUAUACCAUGAGGUAUAUUUUUUUUUAUUUACAGGCAUUAUCUUGAAAUAAUCUUUUAGAUGCAUACAUUUAGAAAAUUACAUUUACUGGAAGAGCAGGCACUCUUUGAACAUAUUCAUUGUAACUACAGAGCGCCAACAAAUCAUAUUAAGCUAUAUCUGAGGGAAUAAUGACAACUAUUUUUAUGAUAUUUUCUAUGAAUCUAGAUUCAUAUUUUGCACCCUUCGUACUGAUCAUUAUUGUAUAGACAAAAUUAAAGACUUAUAGCCAUUUAUUAGCUUCCCUGGAAUAAAAUUAUUGGGAAAAAUUUACUACGAUUGUUGAAUGUGAUUGUACCAAUGUGAAAAAUUGCAACAUUAGCGUGACAAGUGUUAAGAUAAAGUAUCUGUCAAUGUUAGAGAAUGUAUAUCAAGAUAAAGGACCAUCUGCUGAAAAUGUCAAAUAUAUGUAUUUUUUAGUUUAUAUUCUUAUAAUUGUUCUAUUUAUUAUCAUGUGUAUGAUAUCGAAUUAGAGUUGAUUUAAAAGUAUGUUAUAAAAGUUAAAGCUUACAUUACUGAAUAUAUUGGGGAUAUUGUAUGGGUUAUAUACUACUUUAUUAAAAUAAAAAGGCAUGCC
Molecule: messenger RNA, 18538 nt
Organism: Lytechinus pictus (painted urchin)
Lineage: Eukaryota; Metazoa; Echinodermata; Echinoidea; Temnopleuroida; Toxopneustidae
Exons: 103
Coding region: 2080-16503 (4807 amino acids)
Biological process (GO): establishment or maintenance of epithelial cell apical/basal polarity; heterophilic cell-cell adhesion
Cellular component (GO): plasma membrane; protein-containing complex
Molecular function (GO): calcium ion binding; protein binding
Source: RefSeq, a predicted model, not a curated record